AUGGCAAAGCGUCUAAUUUCAACCUUUAACCAUGGGCUAGUUGGCAAACUCUUUUCCGAGUCCUUCACCAAGCUGAACUCCGGAAAGGCAGUGGCUGUGGGAUUGGGUAAACAGGACAAAGCAGGUUACAGCACCCAGGCCAAGCAAGAGUCUCAUUUUUACGACGGUGCUUUUGUGGAUGCAUUCUUGAUGAAAAUGAAGAACAACAAAGAUCUUCUUAUGAAUAAGAAAAUUUGGUCGCGGAGAUCUACAAUUUUGCCAGAAUUCGUGGGUUCUACAGUUCGUAUUUAUAAUGGAAAAGUUCAUUUUCGUUGCAAGAUCACUGAAGAAAAGGUUGGACAUAAAUUUGGAGAAUUUGCAAUGACACGGAAACGUAGAGUUCAUGCUAAAACUACUGGACCAGCAAGACCAGCAAAACCAGGAAAAAAAGCAGGCAAAAAGUAA
Prunus armeniaca (apricot) is the source of this 444-nucleotide messenger RNA. The record is from the annotation of a GenBank genome assembly. NCBI's taxonomy places the organism in Eukaryota, Viridiplantae, Streptophyta, Magnoliopsida, Rosales, Rosaceae.